AUGAAGAAUAAACGUCGCCUUUAUAUUGUCAUCCGCAAGGAAACUAUAGAGGAAAAGUACAGCCUAUCAAACCCAUAUCGUUGGAUGAUUCUCAUAUGUGACAAGAACGAAGAAGGCGAAAACCAAGUCCCCGGUAUCCGAUUUACCACCACAUUAGGAAACGCGGUCGUGUGGGAGCAUGUGAGGGAGAACGAUGAUUUCAUAGCUCGAUUCAUGAUCGGGAAAAUCCGGGACGAGGACCUUGUGAUAAACGCCAUUAGAGAAGUGCAGACACCUCUCGGCAUCAAUUAUACCUCUCAAAACUGGAUACAGGCUGUUUUAGACAAUCUGAAAAGCCUACGCGGGGACAAAAUGGCGCUGCCCACCAACACGAAGCUGGAGUGGGAAGACCUCACUGCCCAAAUUCACGACUAUCUUCAGAACAAAAUUCAAACCGGCGUAUUGCAGAUGAUCAAGGAUGGUGCCAAGGAAGAGUAUGAGUUUUGGGAAGAGCACCAUUGGCCAGAGGGCAAGCCAAGGCUAACAAUGGACUUGUUGGAGGACAGAGAGAUACAUGAUGGAAAAUAG
Messenger RNA from Clonostachys byssicola, 567 nucleotides. NCBI's taxonomy places the organism in Eukaryota, Fungi, Ascomycota, Sordariomycetes, Hypocreales, Bionectriaceae. The record is from the annotation of a GenBank genome assembly.